Molecule: messenger RNA, 3768 nt
Organism: Pedinophyceae sp. YPF-701
Lineage: Eukaryota; Viridiplantae; Chlorophyta; Pedinophyceae
Source: the annotation of a GenBank genome assembly
AUGGCGCCGCAUCGGGGGCGCGGGGAUCGCAAGGGGCCGCGCAAGGACGACGCGCAGAAGCGGGGGGAGGCUGCGCGGCUGGCAGAGGAGGCGCGCAAGCAGCGCGAGGCCGAGGAGCGCGAGCGGCGAAUCCUGGAGCUCGUCAAGACAGUCCAGGACGCGCAACGGGCCGUGGAUGGCCACGCGGCCGACCUGGCAGUACGAGAGGAGCUCCGGGAGGCGAACACGGCCCCCACGCGCCCCACGGACACGGAGCUACGGCAGAGAGAGAGCUCCAUCAAGCGGGCCACGGCCAUCGUGCGCCGCGUGCGCACGGUAGCGGAGGAUUCCGCGGCCGCCGUCUGCAAGGACAUCCGCAGCACGAACCUCAGCAAGUUCGUCAGCGAGGCGGUCGCGGCCGUCGCCGAGCUCGGGUUCCGCGGCAAGGACGCCCCAGCUGUCAUCAAAGUGUGCUCCGCGCUCCACCAAGACUACGCGGACUUCGCAGGCCUGCUCCAGGCGGAGCUGUGCAAGGUCGUCGCGAACAGCUUCAAGGGCCUCGAUCCGAGCGACACCAAGGCCUGGACGCGCUUCCGGCUCGCUGUCAGACUCCUGGUCGACGCUAGCGCGGUCUCAAUACUCCCCUCGAGGACUCCGGCCGUGUCCGCCGUCGUGAAGCUCGCGCGGCCGUCCUUCCAGCCCGCGGAGCGCCCGCUCGCCCUCGCGCAGCUCGCCGUCCUGACCGCCACGCUCAAGUCGUGCUCGGGCACCCUGCUGGCAGGCGCGACGCCCCCCGCCGACCACGUCCCGCCGGACGCGGCCGCGGCAGUCGACGCCCUCGCGAGCGCGCCCGCGGUGAGCGCGGACGUAGACAUGGACGGCGAGGACGGCGGCGGCGAGGCGCGUGGCGCGCCGAACGAGGCAGCUGCCGACGAGAGGGUCCGCAGCACAGCGGAGGGGCUGCGCGGGGCGCUGGAGCGGCGAGCCGAGGUGUGGGAGCGGCGGUGGCGGCUCCCGGAGCAGGAGUCCGGCGCGGUGCAGGCGGCGGUGAACGCGUGCUACGAGGGCGCGGUGGAGGCGCUGCUGCGGGAGCGGCGCUACCUGCGGGGGCGGGAGCUGCGCAACACGCUCAUCAUCACGUCGCGCGGAGACCUCCCGGAGACGGUCGCGGCCAAGUACCGGGAGAUGCGCGGGAUGCUCCUGCAGCUGCAGGGUGCCGUGGAAGCCCUGGCGUCGGUGCUGGGCCGCGACCCGCCCGAGGCCGCGGAGGAGGAGGACCGCAUCGAGACCUCCGAGGGAACGGUGAUCAUCAACCCGCACGCGGGCCGCGCGCCGGCCGGGGACGGGGAUCUGUUUGACGGCGAGGAGCAGCGCUCGUUCUACCGGGACCUGCCGAACCUGGUGCAGAUGGUGCCGUCGGUGAUCGCGGACCUCGAGGAGGCGGGCGAGGCGCCGGUGGAGGACGUGGACGCGGCGAGCGAGGGCGGGGGGCGCGAGGGGGGGAGUGGCGACGAGGGCGACGGCGAGGACGCAGGGGAGGAGGACGCCGCGGACGCGGGCCCGGUGGGCCCGCAGGUGGUCGCGAUGGUGGCGCAGCUGGGCUCGUGCGUCACUGCGGCGCAGUGCGACGAGUGGUGCGCCGCUCUGUGCCGCCUGGGCAACCUGAAACACGCGUGCCGCGUGCUCGCGGUGCAUCUCUCGCGGACCCCGCGGCACAACCCAGAGGUCGCGCAGACGUACGCGCGCGUCGUGGCGUCGCUCGCGCGCAUCCGGCCGAGCCUGAGUCAGCGCGUCCUGGACCUCUUGUUGCAAGCGUUCCGCCGCGUGCUGCGGCGGCGCGGGCCCGACGUGCUCGAAGCGCAGCUCUUCACCGUGCGCAUGAUGGGCGAGCUCGUCAAGUUCGGGGCCUGCCCCGUCGGCGCCGCGUUCGUGUGCCUGCACUCGACGCUGGACGACUUCAAAGGCACCAACGUGGACGCGGCGUGCGCGUUCCUGGAGACCGCGGGGCGGUACCUGGCGCGCAGCCCGGAGUCCGAGCAGCGUCUGCGUGGCGUGGCGGCGCGCAUGCAGAAGCUGAAGGCGUCGAGAGCCGGGAAAGGGAAACACGGGCUCGACGCUAGACAGGUGGCGUUGAUUGACCGCGCGUGCUUCGCCUGCAAGCCCACCGCGAAGGCCUCGCAGCGCUGGGAGCGUCCGCCCGCGAUCCGGGCGUACGUCAGGCACAUCCUGACGCAGGAGCUGACGCGAGCGACGCUGGCCCGCACUGCCGCCACGCUGGCGCGCCUGCCGCGCUCCGAGGAGCACUGGGCGACGGAGUGCGUCCUCGAGGCCGCCGCGACGCGCGCGGACGAGGUCCCGACCGUCGCAGCGCUCGUCAACAAGCUCCAGGCCGCGGACAGCCCCCUAGGCGUCCAGGUCACUGACCGCCUCCUCCAGGCCAUCCGCACCGGGGUUGAGGCGGUGGGCAGUGCCGCCCUGGACCCCGCGGACGGCGCGGCGCAGCGCAGCUCGCUCGGCACGUCGAUGCAGACGAUGCAGGCGCUCCUCCGCCUCCUCGGCGCGUGCCAUGCGCAGCGUUGCAUCGACCUUGGGAUCGUGCCGGACACUCUCCUGCACGUCUGCACCCUCGGCCUGGCGUGCCACGCGUCGGCGCGCACCGCCGAGGCCGAGGGCGCGGCUGCGGCGAAGGAUGCGGCGGCGGAGGAGCCGCCCGCGGUCGACCCCGCCGUCACUGCGAAAGUGCGCAGCUGCGAGCGGGCCGGGCACGCGUUGCUGCGGCUCGGGACCGCGCUGCUGCUCGGGUGCGGAAAGAAGCUCGACAGCGGCGUCGCGGUGAAGCGCGUGUCCGUCGGCGCCGCCGCGUACCAGCUUUUGGUGUUGCGUCUGUCGCCGCUGCCGAUCGCGCUGGGGUUCGACGUGCACGACGUACAGGGGAUGAUGUCGAGCUGGCGCGUGGUGCAGGUGGCGCAGACGGAAGCUGCGUGCCUCGCGCAGCUCAGGAAGCUCGGGGGGCCCCGGGACCGGCCGGCCAACGUCGCCCACGCCGCUGCGGGGCAGGAGGACGCCCUCAGCAGCGACGGCGACGCGGACGGGUCGGGCAGCGACGGCGCGGGCUCGGACCUGGACAGCGAGGACGACGGCGCCGAGGACGCGCCGGAGCGCGCGGGCGGCGCCGAUGCAGCUGCCGACGCAUGCGCUGGCGGCCCGCAACACAGCGACGACGACUCCGACGACGACGAGGACGACGACGAUGACGAGGAGCGCGUGAAGGGGGUCAUGGAUCUCGGGGACGACCUCGGCGACGAGGUGUACCUCACGGCAGAGCGCCAGCGCCGCGCCGCUGCGGCGGCGGACAUCGACGACGAGUUCGAGGCGGAGUGGGCGGCGUUGCGGGCCGACAGCGGCGCGGCCGGGCCCGGGACGGGCGGCGGAGGGCUCGGGGUCCCUUCGGCGUCGACGCUGGCGGCGCCCCCGGCCACGGAGGCCGCGGGGGGGAGUCCCGCAGCGAGCGCGGGCGGCACGCCUGCGGCAGGCGGCACGGUGUCGUUCCGGCUGCUGACGCGCGAGGGCGGGCGCGGGGGCCGCGGGCCGCGGAUCGAGGUGCCGGCGGGGGAGAGGAUGGCGCGGGCGGCGGUGGAGAAGGGCCAGCGGGAGGAGCAGGAGAGGGAGGAGAUUAAACGGAUGGUUCUGAAACAGGCGGCGGCGAUGCAGGAGGAGGAGGAGGGGGCGGGGGCGCGCGGGCGCGGGCGGCGGCCGAUGGUGCUGACGCGGAACUACCGGCAGCUGUGA